Anastrepha ludens (Mexican fruit fly) is the source of this 1218-nucleotide messenger RNA. RefSeq lists its product as uncharacterized. The record is from RefSeq and is a predicted model, not a curated record. The transcript is spliced from 2 exons. Gene Ontology annotation, molecular function: aspartic-type endopeptidase activity. Gene Ontology annotation, biological process: proteolysis. NCBI's taxonomy places the organism in Eukaryota, Metazoa, Arthropoda, Insecta, Diptera, Tephritidae. Bases 1 to 1218 code for a protein of 405 amino acids.
AUGUCCAACACUGAGGACACGAUUGAACAGGAUGGUGCAUCCAACGGAGAUUCCGAGGCAGAUUUCCAAUCCCCCCGAACACAUGCAGACCGGUACGAACGCAUAGAGCUACCCCCAUUCUGGAGCCAGCAGGCACAACUAUGGUUCGCUGCAGUAGAGGCGCAAUUCCAGCUUCGCAGAAUCACAUCCGACGCAACCAAAUAUUAUACCGUCAUCGCUCGCUUGGAUCAAGAUGCUCUAAUCGUCGUGGAAAAUUUAAUAUCCAACCCGCCUACAAACGAUAAGUAUAGCACGCUGAAAAACGCACUAUUGAACCAUUUUGCACUCUCACAGAGUCGACGAUUCAAAAUGCUGUUAUCUGGCGUAGAGUUGGGCGACCGACGCGCAUCCGAAUUACUCGCGGAAAUAAAUCGUCUGGGAGGAGAUAAACUCGACCCGGCAUUCGUUCGAGUUACUUGGUUAGAGCGACUUCCGCCACAAGUCCAAAUGGCACUAGUGGGAAGGGACCAAGAAGAUAACGUCCAACUCUCCCAGCUCGCUAAUCAAGUAAUGGAGGUGCAACGCAACGCAAAUUACCAAAAUCUCAUGCCAGUCUCACGAAAUGUCAGUACGAAUGCGCUACAACAACAAGUCGACAAACUAGCUGAGCAACUGGAGAAGUUAAUCCUUGAGCGCAGUAACAAUAACAGAAGUGGAGUCAGCAAUCCAUUGCCAAACGCUUCCUAUUCCACACCACUUGUAUGUUUCUACCACCGCAGGCAAGGGAAACGCAAGCAGCCGCCAGUAGUAUCGACGAGCACCGGCGGCGAUACAACACCUCGUCGACUUUUCGUUUACGAUCGCAACACAGGCAUGAAACUCCUCGUCGAUACCGGCGCGGAUAUUUCUGUCACCCCACCUCCACAAGGAGUCAAACUAUCACCAAGAGCGCUUCGACUACAGGCAGCAAACGGCACCAAAAUCGACACGUAUGGCGAUAAGCCCCUCACUCUUAACAUAGGACUACGUCAACCGAUUCGCUGGGUAUUCUGUAUGGCCAACGUACCGUACCCCAUAAUCGGCGCAGACCUCCUACACGAAUACGGGCUUAUAGUGGAUCUGAAACAAGGCUGUUUAAUUGACCGCAACUCAGGUAACCGUAGCGUCGGCUCUAUGCAACAGCAUCAAUCACCGACAUUACCACACUCACGCAAACUAACAGAUUCAGCAACAUUCUGA